Symbiodinium natans is the source of this 801-nucleotide messenger RNA. NCBI's taxonomy places the organism in Eukaryota, Dinophyceae, Suessiales, Symbiodiniaceae. The record is from the annotation of a GenBank genome assembly.
AUGAAGCUGCUGUCGCUGGUGGUGUUUCUGGCUUGGCCGGUCCGAGCGCUGAUUCACAGAGGAGAUCAUGCCUCGCGGCCGGUGACGCAUCUUCGAUUCCUUUCUCUCAUCGGCAAUGAAGGAUCUGGCCAUCACUCGCUGACUCCUGCUAUCCACGAGAUUCUAGGCAUUGGCGGUGGGCAUGACGAUCACACAAGGAUAUCCGAGCACCGAGCGCAGUCGUUCACCGUGCUGAACGAGACCGAAGAUGAGACACAGGAUGAGGCCGAAAGCCAGGUCUUCAUGUUCGAUGGUGAGGAGUCAGGUCAGCUCCUGAUGGCAUUCCUCGCGCAUGACCCCCACCGCUUCAAGACCGCGUUGAGGAAUUACAAGCACAACACCUUGCUGCAGCAGGAGUACAGCUUUCCGACUGGAUUCCAGAACAGAGAGCCUACCGACAAGAUCUACGACCUCACAAAGCUGUACCAGAUGCUGCAUGAGGCUGGUGUCUCGAGAAAGGCGGUGAUCAAGUAUGACCGCGAUCCAGAAGACCGAGCAGAAUCCAUCUUCCGAAGAUUUCCUUGGCUCUUCAAGCAUGGUCUUGCGGAGUCGAAGAAGAGCCAGCGCGAGUUUGAGAGGAAAAUCGAUGAGCACCUCCAGAACGUGCAGAAGAUGCAUGUUCCUGUUUUGAGGGUCAGCAUGAACGAGCUGAACCGCACCUGCCCGGUGUUUGUUCACAAGGUUUCUGGGUUCCUCAAGGAGCAUGACAUGAUCCCACGCGAUCGAAGCCAGCAGCACAUGGUGAAUCUGGUUUGCAAGUAG